Messenger RNA from Sitophilus oryzae (rice weevil), 1883 nucleotides. RefSeq names its product ionotropic receptor 75a-like. The record is from RefSeq and is a predicted model, not a curated record. The coding region runs from base 37 to 1737 and encodes 566 amino acids. Gene Ontology annotation, cellular component: membrane. The transcript is spliced from 10 exons. Gene Ontology annotation, molecular function: glutamate-gated receptor activity. NCBI's taxonomy places the organism in Eukaryota, Metazoa, Arthropoda, Insecta, Coleoptera, Curculionidae.
UCAAAAGAUUUAACAAAAAAUGGAUUCCCAAACAGAAUGCUACCUGCAAAUAUUAAAAACCUAGAAUAUCCUAUACCACCCUACGGCAUGUAUUUCGUUUUACCAACUUCGUGUCUACAGGGUUCUCCGAAAUUACUACAAAUCGUGGAUGAAUUUCAUUUGUUUUCAUCCCCAUUUCGUUGGCUAUUGCUUUCUGAUAACGCAAUUUUAAAAAAUAUAAUCGAUAAUAUGAGAAAUCUGUCAAUUUUGGUCGAUAGUGACUUGAAUUUAGCCGAAACAAUGCAAGAUGACAGGAUAAUUAUACGUAAAAUAUACAAAAAACACAUCAAGAGCUCUGAAUUUUUAGUAGAAGAUUAUGGUAGUUGGGAAAAAGGACUUAAGUUUCGAAAAAAUGAAAAUUUUGAAAUUAUAACAGCUAGAAGACGGAAAAAAUUGAAUAUUCAACUGGAUACUUCUGUGGUUAUCACUCACCAGGAUUCUCUGAAUCAUCUCACUGAUAAAAGAGAUAAACAUAUAGACAGUAUUUCAAAAGUAUGCUACGUUCUAGUGAUUGAUUUGGCAUCCAUUUAUAAUAUUUCUUUAAAUAUUACUUACAAAGAUACAUGGGGCUACAAAAAUAACAAGUCCGAAUGGUCAGGCAUGAUGGGCAUGUUAACUCGUAAGGAAGCUGAUAUUGGUGGUACUUCAUUAUUUCUAACAAGAGAAAGAGUUGAUCUGAUUGAUUAUAUAGCUAUGAUCACUCCAACAAGAUCAAAGUUCGUGUUUAGACAGCCCAAACUGUCAUAUAUUACCAACGUUUUCGUACUACCUUUUGACACAAAAGUUUGGAUCUCGACAGCAGUACUGAUCAUAAUUAUGAUAGUCUCCCUUUUUGUUUUGAUGAAGUGGGAAUGGAAGAAGAAAACUAUAACCACCGUCCAAAACACUUCUAACAGUAUUGAAUUGAGUGAUUCAUUCAUGGAAAUAGUGUUGUUAACUUUGGCAGCUUUGUCUCAACAAGGAGCUGCAGCUAUGCCCUCUAGUACACCUGGUAGAAUAGCUACGAUAGUGCUCUUAAUAGCACUGAUGUUCAUGUACGUAUCUUACUCAGCUAACAUAGUAGCAUUGCUGCAAACAUCUUCAAAUAGUAUAAAGACUCUAGAGGAUUUGCUGAACUCUAGAAUCACGAUUGGAGUGGACGAUACUGUCUACAAUCAUUUCUACUUUUCUACCGCAGAGGAACCAAUAAGGAAGGCAAUAUAUGAAAAAAAAGUAGCCCCUCCUGGUAAACCAGCAAAUUAUAUGCCUCUGGAAGUUGGUGUAAGAAAAAUGAGAGAAGGACUAUUUGCUUUCCACAUGGAGACUGGAUCUGGAUACAAGCUAGUCAGUGAGAUAUUCAGAGAAGAUGAAAAAUGUGGACUGCAGGAAAUAGCCUAUAUUCAAGUCGUGGAUCCUUGGUUUGCCAUUCAGAAAAACUCUUCUUACAAAGAAAUGCUGAAAAUUGGCUUGAGGCUUUUGCAAGAAAACGGUAUGCAAGAACGAGAAAACAUACUUAUCUACACUAGGAAACCAGUGUGUACAUCGAAAACAUCAACUUUUAUUAGUGUUGGUAUCAUUGAUUGUUAUUCAGCAGCUGUGAUUCUAGCAGGUGGAAUGAUAGCUUCAAUAAUCGUCCUCAUUUUGGAAGUCUACGUUCAUAAAAGAAUGAAAUUUUAUAAAGACCAUUGGAAAGGACAUUUUAACAAUUCAAGAGAAUAAUUAUUUUCAGUAUCCAAAAUUAUAGGUCGAUACAUUUGAACUACUCGAUAUUACUUUUGGGACGUUUAAACUACUAUUUAUUAUAUCGGUACAAUUGAACUACUCACUUGAAAUUCCUUAUAGAUUUUACGUCGACGUACUAAGUU